AUGAUGUGCGAUGUAAUGCCGACCAUCUCUGAGGAUGGCACUAAUGACAGAGACUCCCAGGAUUGUGGGGAGGACUCUAAUUUUGAACAGUUGAUGGUGAACAUGUUGGAUGAAAGGGAUAAGUUGAUGGAAACACUUGGUGAAACUCAGGAAGCUUUAUCUCGGAGCCAAGCCAAGUUAAUGGAAGUUGAGAAAGACAGGGGAUAUCUGCAAAAACAGUUGCAAAUGACAACACCUCAGGAAAAUAUUCCCCUACACUCCAGAAUAUUAAACUAUAAAAUAUUCAAUUUAAACUCUUGUUCAUUUUGA
Lottia gigantea (owl limpet) is the source of this 309-nucleotide messenger RNA. RefSeq lists its product as hypothetical. The coding region runs from base 1 to 309 and encodes 102 amino acids. Lineage: Eukaryota; Metazoa; Mollusca; Gastropoda; Lottiidae. The transcript is spliced from 2 exons. The record is from RefSeq and is a predicted model, not a curated record.